UGCACAGGAGAGAAAGGCUUUGGAUUCAAGAAUACCACGUUUCACAGAAUAGUUAGUGACUUCAUAUGUCAGGGAGGUGAUAUAACAAACCAUGAUGGAACAGGUGGACGAUCAAUUUAUGGAGAAGCAUUUGAAGAUGAGAAUUUUGAAGUGAAACAUACUGGUCCUGGCUUGCUGUCAAUGGCAAAUAGGGGCAGGGAUACGAACAACUCCCAGUUCUUCAUAACGCUCAAAAAAGCAGAACACUUGGACUUCAAACACGUGGUAUUUGGAUUCGUGAAAGAUGGAAUGGAUGUCGUGAAAAAGAUUGAAUCCUUUGGUUCUCCUAAAGGGCUAGUGAAUGGAAGAGUUGUCAUUACAGACUGUGGGCAAACAUAGAAUUAUGGCUUUGAGUAUGCAGAUGUUCUAGUGGUAUGAAUUGGUAUUUAGAUGUUAUUAACUAAUUAUUUCAACUUCUUAAAAAUGGACACUUCUGAUGUAUAAAUGUAAAAUUACAGCUUAUAGUUUUUUUUGUGUUCAAAUUGUUGUUUUUUUUUUUUUUUUUUGCAUGUUAAAUAAAGUUCAGACACUGGCAUAUUUCAGGUGUAUUUGUGUUAUCCUGACAUUUGUAUUGAAUG
Centrocercus urophasianus (Greater sage-grouse) is the source of this 617-nucleotide messenger RNA. RefSeq names its product E3 SUMO-protein ligase RanBP2-like. The annotation marks the transcript as partial. Gene Ontology annotation, biological process: protein peptidyl-prolyl isomerization; protein folding. Gene Ontology annotation, molecular function: peptidyl-prolyl cis-trans isomerase activity. The transcript is spliced from 2 exons. NCBI's taxonomy places the organism in Eukaryota, Metazoa, Chordata, Aves, Galliformes, Phasianidae. Gene Ontology annotation, cellular component: intracellular membrane-bounded organelle. The record is from RefSeq and is a predicted model, not a curated record.